Tarenaya hassleriana is the source of this 1396-nucleotide messenger RNA. RefSeq lists its product as uncharacterized. The transcript is spliced from 9 exons. Bases 198 to 1007 code for a protein of 269 amino acids. Lineage: Eukaryota; Viridiplantae; Streptophyta; Magnoliopsida; Brassicales; Cleomaceae. Gene Ontology annotation, cellular component: SAGA complex. The record is from RefSeq and is a predicted model, not a curated record.
CUUGAUCUAUGAAUCCUAAUUCGAAAAGAUCUUGAAAUUUUGAAUUUUUUCAGGAAAAAAUAUGAAUUUCCCCUUUUAUUGUUGAUUUAAUUAAAGCUUAAUUUUGUUGGAGUUACAGCAGAAGAUCGAGCUGCGAGAUAUUUUCGAUUCUGGGUUUGUUUCUUCCUUUCUCGUGCCGGGGAUUUCGCAGGAGGAAGAUGUCGUCGCCGGACAUUGCCGGAAUCCUGGACAACACGAAGGAGCUCGAUCGGUUAAGGAAAGAACAAGAGGAAGUUCUUGUGGAGAUCAAUAAGAUGCAUAAGAAGCUCCAAGCUAGUCCUGACAUAGUGGAGAAGCCUGGUGAUAUUUCAUUGUCAAAGCUUAAAAAUUUGUACAUUCAGGCUAAAGAGCUUUCGGAAACUGAAGUAACUGUAUCGAACAUUCUGCUUGCUCAAUUGGAUGCCCUGCUUCCAUCUGGACCAACUGGACAGCAACGCAGAAAAAUAGAAGGCACCGAUCAGAAGAGGAAGAGAAUGAAAGUUGAUUCAGAUGUAACAAGACUUUCUCCUUCCAUGAGAAAUCAAAUUGAGGCAUAUGCCAGUCUAAAGGGUGAACAGGUAGCCGCAAGGGUCACGGCAGAAAAUGCCGAGAAUGAUGAGUGGUUUGUGGUAAAAGUAACUCAUUUCGAUAAAGAAACCAAAGAAGUGGAAGUACUUGAUGAAGAACCAGGGGAUGAUGAAGAAGGGGGCGGGCAGAGGAAGUACAAGUUACCGAUGUCGUGUAUUUUACCGUUCCCCAAACGGAAUGACCCUUCUAGCACCCAAGAGUUUCCUCCCGGGAAACACGUCUUGGCUGUAUAUCCCGGAACAACAGCUCUCUACAAGGCAACUGUCAUAAGCACCCCGAGAAAGAGGAAGUCUGAUGAGUACUUGCUUGAAUUCGACGAUGAUGAGGAAGAUGGAGCUCUACCUCAAAGAACAGUGCCCUUCCACAAGGUGGUGGCUUUACCAGAAGGCCAUCGCCAGUAACGACAAUGUCUCCACGGAUCACCAGUCACUGUACAUAAUCACCCAAAAAACCAAAAGAAUAUCAGAGGAUUCCGUAUUAUAGUAAUGCAGUAUAUACGAGAUUUAACCUAGGUUUUCUGCAUUGCUUAUUAUAAUACCCUUGUAUUAAUAUUUCGCAUGUGCAUAAGGCUCGGUUAUCUGACUGGAAGAAUGUCUCCGGGAACUUGCAGUUGGUGCAUUGAGACAGGUUCUUGUGAUUGUGAAUGUGUAUGAUUCAGUUUCAGGCAAGACUUGAAGUUCUUGCCUUUGUCUCAAGUGGGGGUGAGAUGAGAGUAUUGGUAAUAAGACUUUUGAAUGUGUGUGGAUCAAAAACAAAGGGAAACAUAUUAUUUAUCCACUUGCCAUUUUAA